GUUCCUGUGAUUAUGUUUUGGUGUAGAACGUCUUAGUCAAUUUCGAUGAUAUUUUUUGUCGUGUUCACCCACAAUAAGUAAUGUCGGAUGCUAAAAAGGUAAAGCAAGACCCUCUUUUAAAGCGAGGCUUUCAAAUUAGAAUUAGCCUUUAAUAGAGAAAAAUUUUGAGAUAAAUGGAGGGGAUAAAAAUUAAGGAGGCAGUUCAGGGUAAAAAUGCUGAAUAACUGAAAAUAUGGACCAAAUUCAAAAAUUGUUUUUUUGCAUUCUGUGAUGCAUAUUCUAUGCCCCUGAGGUUGAAAAGCUGGUAUUUGAAGCUUUACUUUUGAGAAUUUUCGAUUUGUUGUGAGACCACUUACAAAUUUAAACCUUAGCAACGAGUAUUUUUUGGUUGCUAUGGUGAGUUUUUAACAGAAAAAUGCCAAAUACAGCAGAUAUUUAAACCGACAGAAGUCCCAGGUGUUUGUCCAUUGUCCAUUCCGUCUUUUCCAGCCUCUUUACCAUUCAAAAUUGCAUUCACUUCAACUCAGUUUCUUCAAUCUUGAAGCACCUCGUGAAAUGCUUUCAGUUCCCAAACCAAAAUGUCGCCUGCUAAAAAGUUUCGAUCUAUUCGAAGGAAAGUACGUAAGGGAUUCAAAGGUAUAAAGAUCCAAGAUAUUCGUAAGGCAGAACAAAUUCCAUCAGCGAAUGCUAGUCCAGUGCAGGCUACAAGUCCUCCUCUUACAAGUAGUGCACAAGGGCCUAGUGAGUCAGGAAGUGUGGCAGACCAAAGUUUCGACCUUGACUCAUCCUUCGAGGUUAUCGAUGAAAGCAGUUAUGAGACUAGAAACAGGUCUUUACAGCUCGGUAAAAGAUAUGAACAAAUUCAUCCUGCGUGUGGUUUCAAAAUUAUUGACUUUGAUCUGCUAAAACAGAGUCUAGAAGCAGCAUUUAUUUGCACACUUUGUAAAACCGACAAAACGGGAAUUGAUAUCAUGGUAGAUGAAAAGAAGAGAAAAGGACUUGAAGAAAGCUUGUAUUUUGUGUGUAAAAAUUGUGGAAAUGAAACUCUACUGCAAACAAGCAAAGCAUUAACUGGCAGGAAAGUUUCAGAGGUCAAUGCCUGCUCUGUCAUAGCUUCAUCUUCGAUUGGUCAUGCCAGAUUGUCAGAUUUUUGUGGCACCAUGGGACUACCACCUCCUCUUGCAAAGUCCAGUUAUCAGCAACAGCUGAAAAAUGUAUGCAAACAUAUUGUAAAAGCGACUGAAGGAGUAUUGAUUGAAGCUUCAGAGAAGCUGAUACAGAUAACAGAGAAAGAGGAACCUUUUCAAAUACAGUUUGAUGAUAGUGGUAGGAAAAUUGCAAAUGUUGGUGUCACAGUUGAUGGCACAUGGCAAAAACGAGGACAUUCUUCCCGGAUUGGAGUUGUUUUUGUGAUGUCAGUUAGAACUGGUGCUGUUCUUGAUUAUGUUAUCAAAUCAAAAACAUGCCAUGAAUGUCGAUGUCAUGAAAAGGAUGACAAGGAGACAGAUCAAUAUAAAUCUUGGCAUGAGAAUCACAAGUCCCGUUGUGAAAUAAACCAUGAAGGAUCAUCAGGAGAAAUGGAGGCAUCUGGUGCAAUAGAAAUAUUUUUAAGAAGUAUUGAAUCUAGGGGACUUAAGUAUAUUGAUUUUGUGGGGGAUGGAGACAGCAGUAGUUUUGGGAGAGUUAAAGAGGCAUUAGAGGGAAAAUAUGGUAAAGAUUAUGAGGUCAGAAAAGAAGAAUGUGUAGGUCACAUCCAAAAAAGAAUUGGCACUGCCUUGAGAGAAUUCAAAAAUAAAAGAAAAAGUUGUAAACUUUCAGAUGGAAAAUAUGUUGGUGGUAAAGGGAGACUUACAAAAGUUGUUAUUGACAAUAUUCAAAACUAUUAUGGAUCAGCAAUACGAAACAACAAAGGAUCGAUUGAUGGAAUGAAGCAAAGUAUCAAAGCCAUUCAGCAUCAUUGUAUCAUAAACAACUAUUUAUCAUUGGAAGAACAACACCAGUUUUGCCCUAAAGAUCAAGAUACAUGGUGUAAGUUCUGGAAGGAAAAGCUAUACAAUGAUGGAAAAUAUUGCCAAGAUAAGAGGCUACCCGGUGUAUUUUUUGAAGAACUAACACCAAUAUUUCAAAGGCUUUCAGAUGAUGCAUUGCUUCAAAGAUGCCUGAAAGGAUUGACCCAGAAUCAAAAUGAAAGCCUUAAUGGUCAAGUGUGGACAAACAGGUGUCCAAAAACAAAGUACUGUGGGACCACAAAAGUUAAAAUAGCUGUUUGUGAAGCAGUUUCCAUGUGGAAUACUGGAGCUGCAAGUAGAGCUCUGCUGAUGAGAUCUUUGGGUAUCAAAGACCUUGGUCCUCAUACCUUGAAAUAUUUGAGGAACCAAAACAAACAGAGGCUGCAAAAUUCAAAAAGGAAAUCUAGCAUGGAAUUUAAGACAAAAAGGAAAGCACUGCGUCAUAAGGGUAAGAAAAAUAAAAAAAACUCAGAUAAAAAGUCAUAUAAAGCAGGUUCUUUUGAUAUAGACUCUCUACCUGAAGUCAGACAAAAGAAGAAAAAUAAAGCAAGAGGAGCAACCAGAAAGCAAGUUGAUGAUGAACAUAAUAAUAAGAGAAAAAGAAUUGAUUCAGAAGAUGAUAGCAAUUGUCAAAAUAUAACAUUCAUUGAUGAAAAAGAAAUAGCUGUUCUAACAGAAUUCAAGAAAAAUAAGGUCUAAAGGAAGAUUUCUGCAUGGAAGUUUAUUAUAAAGACUAAAUUGUACAAUAUUUAUCACCAGGACAUUGGUUUUAUCUUUUAUUUUGGUAUCAUUUUGGUUGUGCAAUAAUCCUAAAACUUUACUAUGCGUUUUCUCAACAUUUAAUAUUGUAGACGUGCGUAUAGGAAAACAUUGAUAAAUUUAAAAUCUGUUGCCAGAUCAAGCUCAAAUUUUCACAGUAUAUGUAUUUAAGAUAGUUCUAUGCAAUGAAUUGACAAGUUUACAAAAUUUGUUGUUGAACUAAUUUGAACUACAAAAAACUAUUUUUUGGACAUUCCCCCCUAUUAAUUGAUAAUUUUGAAAAAACCCCAAUACAUUGCACAGCUUGUUGCAAUGCAGAUUAUCUGCAGAAGUUUCAGCUUCCUGUGGUUGAUAGAACUUGUUUUAUCAAUGUCAAAGGCAAAAAGAGUACACUUGUUUACAUAUUGUUUCCAUGGAAACCAAUUUACUUUUUUCAUUAAUAAUUAUCAAAAAUUGUUUCUUAUUUCAAUGUCAUCCACUAGCAGAAAAAUUGUGUAUGUAUUGACACUUACACCAAAGUUAUGUUGGUUUUGUUAAAACUAACAUUUUUUCAAAUAUAACAUGAACUGCCUCCUUAAGGGCCGAGAUGGGUGUUGUGAUGUGAUGGGGGCGCUAGGCUUUUA
This is a messenger RNA of Rhopilema esculentum, 3391 nucleotides long. RefSeq lists its product as uncharacterized. Lineage: Eukaryota; Metazoa; Cnidaria; Scyphozoa; Rhizostomeae; Rhizostomatidae. The record is from RefSeq and is a predicted model, not a curated record.